Knipowitschia caucasica is the source of this 1806-nucleotide messenger RNA. The record is from the annotation of a GenBank genome assembly. Lineage: Eukaryota; Metazoa; Chordata; Actinopteri; Gobiiformes; Gobiidae.
AUGCAGAGGGUGGUGUCAUACAGAGGGUGUCAUACAGAGGGUGUCAUACAGAGGGUGUCAUGCAGAGGGAGUCAUGCAGAGGGUGUCAUGCAGAGGGAGUCAUGCAGAGGGUGUCAUGCAGAGGGUGUCAUACAGAGGGUGUCAUACAGAGGGUGUCAUGCAGAGGGAUUCAUGCAGAGGGUGUCAUGCAGAGGGUGUCAUACAGAGGGUGUCAUACAGAGGGUGUCGUACAGAGGGUGUCAUACAGAGGGUGUCAUGCAGAGGGUGUCAUGCAGAGGGUGUCAUACAGAGGGUGUCAUGCAGAGGGUGUCAUGCAGAGGGUGUCAUGCAGAGGGUGUCGUACAGAGGGUGUCAUACAGAGGGUGUCAUACAGAGGGAGUCAUACAGAGGGUGUCAUGCAGAGGGAGUCAUGCAGAGGGUGUCAUGCAGAGGGUGUCAUACAGAGGGUGUCAUACAGAGGGUGUCAUGCAGAGGGAUUCAUGCAGAGGGUGUCAUGCAGAGGGUGUCAUACAGAGGGUGUCAUACAGAGGGUGUCGUACAGAGGGUGUCAUACAGAGGGUGUCAUGCAGAGGGUGUCAUGCAGAGGGUGUCAUGCAGAGGGUGUCAUACAGAGGGUGUCAUGCAGAGGGUGUCAUGAGGGUGUCAUACAGAGGGUGUCAUACAGAGGGUGUCAUGCAGAGGGUGUCAUGCAGAGGGUGUCAUGAGGGUGUCAUACAGAGGGUGUCAUGCAGAGGGUGUCAUGCAGAGGGUGUCAUGAGGGUGUCAUACAGAGGGUGUCAUGCAGAGGGUGUCAUGCAGAGGGUGUCAUACAGAGGGUGUCAUGCAGAGGGUGUCAUACAGAGGGUGUCAUACAGAGGGUGUCAUGCAGAGGGUGUCAUGCAGAGGGUGUCAUGCAGAGGGUGUCAUGCAGAGGGUGUCAUACAGAGGGUGUCAUACAGAGGGUGUCAUGCAGAGGGUGUCAUACAGAGGGUGUCAUACAGAGGGUGUCAUGAGGGUGUCAUACAGAGGGUGUCAUACAGAGGGUGUCAUGCAGAGGGUGUCAUGAGGGUGUCAUACAGAGGGAGUCAUGCAGAGGGUGUCAUACAGAGGGUGUCAUGCAGAGGGUGUCAUACAGAGGAUGUCAUGCAGAGGGUGUCAUACAGAGGGUGUCAUGCAGAGGGUGUCAUGAGGGUGUCAUACAGAGGGUGUCAUGCAGAGGGUGUCAUACAGAGGGUGUCAUGCAGAGGGAGUCAUGCAGAGGGUGUCAUGCAGAGGGUGUCAUGCAGAAGGAGUCAUGCAGAGGGUGUCAUGCAGAGGGUGUCAUACAGAGGGUGUCAUGCAGAGGGUGUCAUGCAGAGGGUGUCAUGCAGAAGGAGUCAUGCAGAGGGUGUCAUGCAGAGGGUGUCAUACAGAGGGUGUCAUGCAGAGGGAGUCAUGCAGAGGGUGUCAUGCAGAGGGUGUCAUGCAGAGGGUGUCAUGCAGAGGGUGUCAUGCAGAGGGAGUCAUGCAGAGGGUGUCAUGCAGAGGGUGUCAUACAGAGGGAGUCAUGCAGAGGGUGUCAUGCAGAGGGUGUCAUACAAAGGGUGUCAUGCAGAGGGUGUCAUGAGGGUGUCAUACAUAGGGUGUCAUGAAGAGGGUGUCAUGCAGAGGGUGUCAUACAGAGGGUGUCAUACAAAGGGUGUCAUACAGAGGGUGUCAUACAGAGGGUGUCAUGCAGAGGGUGUCAUACAGAGGGUGUCAUACAAAGGGUGUCAUGCAGAGGGUGUCAUGCAGAGGGUGACAUGCAGAGGGUGUCAUACAAAGGGUGUCAUGCAGAGGGUGUCAUGA